AUGGUGGAAACGACCAACUUUUUAACCCAAACCUUUAUCGGACGUAGCCGAUUCUUAAUACUCUAUAAAUUUUACAGUCUCUCAUACAUCUUUGAUUGUCGAAAGAGAAAGGUCAAGGGAAUGCAUACCAAGAUGUCCUUCAUUUUCGUUUACUGGAUAUUGAUCGGUUUCGUCUGUUCGAAAUUACUUUCCAGAGGGAACGCAAACUUGAACCAGCAAUCGAUAAACGACUUUUGGGAAAAUCCAUCCAUGCUCUUCAAUGAGAUAAAUGGGGAGCGUUGGUACCGUGAAAUUACAGCCGUAAAUCCUUUGGCUAACGGUGGUAAAUGUGGCACAAAAGAAAUGUCAGCCUUAAACAAGAAUGUUCUAUGCAAGCCCCGUCCUUACCUUGUCAAAAUAGAAGUACCAGAAGGUUUCACCAUGGUCCAUCCCGGUUACGUAGAAGUGAUGCGAUGCGAUCAUGGAAAAUGUCCGCAACAUUUAGCACAACAUUGUCUGCCAGGGGAAAAACAAUUGAGAAGAGUUUCAGUGUUGGCUUUCAAACAGGGAGAACGUGCACGGUGCUUGACGUUGGAAGUCGAGGAGCACGGUAACUGUAAAUGCGCUUGUUUGAUUACCGAGAAAGAUUGUCAACAAGUGCAAAUCUACUCAAAAAACAAUUGCCGUUGCGAAUGCCCGAACAAGAGCGAGGCCCAUGCGUGCGAGCAAAAUGGCUUUAAUUGGCAUUCAUCUAGUUGUCGAUGUAUCCAGGGCUGACCACAGUCUACGGAAUGAGGUCAUUCUAGACCCAUGUUCUAGGGAGAAAAAGAAAGAGAGAGAGAGCUAUAUCAGGCCCGAGGCCUGGGGACCGACGCCUGUUAUACAAUCUUUUUCAUGCCAUAUGGGUUGCCCCAAAAGUACUGUUGAAAGAGAAUAGAAAAAAAAAGAAAAUAUUACUAAUGUUGAACUGUCUAAAUGAAAGAAUUCUGGCUACGUAGUGUACACAUAGACACAUUGUGUACUUAUACACUUAACAAAAUCUUUUGAGGGUCUCUGACGAAAUCCAAACGUCGUCAAUGUCCAUUAAGCUGCUUGACUAAGUGUAUCGUGAAUAAACGAACGCAGAGGGGGCAAAAGGAAAUCUUACCCUUCUGUAGAAGAUCUGGCAAUUACCGAGUGGAUUUACGGUAGUUGAUCUUAUCUUUUUGUUAGACUUAACACACAGAGAGAGAAAAUAGGGAUUUCAAAACUUUUUGUUGCAUGCGUGUCGUCUGCGUGUGUGUAAGUCGUUACCACCGUAAAUGGAAGUGCUCGAGGGGACGAUGUCGACGCGCAACUUUCACUUUUUUGAAAUAGCCGUAGGCGAUUACCUCCACACACUUCGUGAUCCGUCGGAAUAAACAGUCGGCGUAAUAGUCUCAACAUUUUUCUUUAAACAGGUUUUUUUAAAUCAUCGCCUUGAAAGUAAAUUAAAACUAAAAAAAAAAUGCAAAACAAUGUAUCCUUUUUUUAUGAAAAUUCACCGAUAUAUUGGUCAUAAAAUUCAGCGUGUAACAACGUUGUGUUUACCAAGUACAAUUUCUGUUUCUUUUAAUCUUUAGAGAAUCGACACACACACAUACAAAGAAAAUACAGAGGCGUUUCAAAUAGCCAAUGUUUGAAAGAUACACACAAUUUUUUAUCGUCAGUGUAACAUUUUUUUUUCUUUCUAUUUUUCUCUUUAAAUGGUUCUAAAUGAAAUUAAUUUUUCCCCCCGACCCAUCGAAUAUAUUUUUUAUUUUAUUUUUUUUAAAGAGCCGAUAUGGGCGGCUUCGUCACGCAAAAAACGGGAGAAAAAUCGAAACACACAAAACCAAAAGAAACAAAAGGUUGUGUCCGUGUGUGUGUGUUACAAUUGGAGAGAAAAUUGCAUUUUGGGAAAAAACACAAAAAUAAUAGUCUGGCAGGACAUUAUAUAAACGCAAUGGAUUGAUGAAACACUUAGCGCGCGCAUAAACCGACUCAAUUCUUUUAACCUAAUUCUUUUUUUGUUUUUAAAUAAUCUUUCUUUUUUAAUGUCCAUCCCCAACACUGGUUCACACAUUCACACACGUCUGACCAACAGACACACGCACAAACAAAUUAAACGAGAGAAAACCGACACGAACCGACAGAGCGGAAUGAAGAGGGGAAAAAAAAGUCACAACAGAGAGAGGAAACAUAAAGAGAACCCAAUCGAAGGAAUAGGUUAAAGAAACAAAGUUUUUGUUUGUAAAUCUCCCAUCGCCCACAUAAUUUUUGUUUUAAAGAUAAAUCAAUGUCCCUAGAAAGAUACACGCAUUUUGGUUGUGUCUCCCGUUUUCCCCGGCCGUUCAUAUUGAAACUGGAUCAACCCCAGCUGUAUGUGGAUUUGGAAUGUAGCCACAUUACAAUAGCCAAAGAUUGGAGAGCAAUAAACAUAAACACACACACACA
This is a messenger RNA of Daphnia magna, 2433 nucleotides long. RefSeq lists its product as uncharacterized. Lineage: Eukaryota; Metazoa; Arthropoda; Branchiopoda; Diplostraca; Daphniidae. Gene Ontology annotation, molecular function: growth factor receptor binding. Gene Ontology annotation, biological process: positive regulation of cell population proliferation; positive regulation of protein autophosphorylation. The transcript has 7 exons. The record is from RefSeq and is a predicted model, not a curated record. The coding region runs from base 1 to 756 and encodes 251 amino acids.